Molecule: messenger RNA, 4055 nt
Organism: Spodoptera litura
Lineage: Eukaryota; Metazoa; Arthropoda; Insecta; Lepidoptera; Noctuidae
Gene: Ocrl
Product: Oculocerebrorenal syndrome of Lowe
Biological process (GO): phosphatidylinositol dephosphorylation; signal transduction
Cellular component (GO): membrane
Molecular function (GO): inositol phosphate phosphatase activity; phosphatidylinositol-4,5-bisphosphate 5-phosphatase activity
Source: RefSeq, a predicted model, not a curated record
UCAUUAAUGUCUUGUUUUGGUUUGUUUGUUUGGUUAAGAGACUGAACUGUAUAAUGCAUGCUUAAAAAUUACAUUGGCUCAUAUUUUUUUAUUUAGAUAUAAAUAAUAAAAAUAAGCAAUCAGUCGAUCAUGGUCGAGCGGAUUGAUAAGAGGUUGAAAGUUAAAUAAACGUCAAAGUCAUUAUCAUUACGCGAUGUCAGUCAGCAAGCAAAAUAAUUUUGCAAACCUGUCAGUGUAAUGUAAUGAAUUCGAACAAUAUUGAUGUAGUGUGAAAAGUGGAACGAAACAAAUCCAUGAAACAUCAUGAAUCACGACGAGAUAAAAUCUGUGGUACAGGAAAAGUUCUUAUCCAGCGAACGGGUCACAGCUUUCCUGUGUGACGCCAAGGUAUUACAUCCCGAAUGGGUGAAAAAGGAUCGGCUUCUGGCCAUCGUCGAGUUUGGAGAUGAAAAGGCAGUGUUUUGCUUGUUUACGUCAUGUUACCCACCAAAGUCCUUCACGGAUUUAUCCAUAGAAAUAGUACUGCCUAUAGAUAAGAGUUUUAAAUGUGAAAUAGACAACAAACCUUCCGACCCUGAGGCCAUACUGUACCUGAAUCUGCAAUCUCGUAGUAAUAAAUAUAAGUUUGAAAUACAAAUGACUCCCCGCGUCGACAACUUUGUUGAUGACCUUUUUAGAGGCAUAGAAGCUGUGAACAAAGUGCCAACUCAGCCAGAUUUUGUAUGGCUUAAGAAGUACACUGGUAAAAUUGACAAUGAUAUACUGACCCACACCAUGGCGCUACCUGGCGGUGUCCCGCACACACAAAGCUCAGCUCCUGUUGCCAUAAGAGAAAGCCUCAUCAAACACAAAAUGUCUGACAAGGAGUAUGAAUACACUUUUACUAAGAAAUUCUCUAUAUUCUGUGGCACAUGGAAUGUCAAUGACAAAUCUCCUGUGAUUCCUCUCAAGGACUGGCUGAGUGUUGACAGGGAGCCCCCUGAUAUCUAUGCUGUAGGGUUCCAAGAAUUAGAUCUGUCCAAGGAAACAUUUCUGUUUGACCAAACAUUUAGAGAGGAUGAGUGGUAUUCUGCUGUUAUUAAAUAUGUUGAUAAAAGAGCAAAGUAUGUCAAGGUGGAGAAAGUAAGACUUGUAGGCAUGAUGCUAAUAGUUCUCAUUAAAGAGAAACACUUGUCUCAUGUGCGCAAUGUAGUAUGUGAUACUGUGGGUACUGGGAUCAUGGGCAAGAUGGGGAAUAAAGGAGGAGUGUCCAUAAGAUUUGACCUCCACAGCACAUCACUGUGUUUUGUAAACUCCCACUUGGCUGCACAUGUAGAGGAGUUUGAGAGAAGAAACCAAGAUUUCAGAGAUAUCUGCAACAGGACCAGAUUUGUGCAACCCAACCAACUUCCUAAAUCCAUCAAGGAUCAUGAUCAAGUGUACUGGUUAGGAGACCUGAACUACCGCAUUACAGAACUAGAUCCUACCACAGUCAAAAAGCUGUGUAAUGAGAACAGUUUUGCACCAGUAUUGGAGUGGGACCAGUUGAAGCAACAACAUAAACUAAAUAAUGUAUUCUCUGGAUACACAGAAGGCGAAAUAAACUUCAAACCUACAUACAAGUAUGACCCUGGAACAGAUAACUGGGAUUCCAGUGAGAAGAACAGAGCUCCUGCUUGGUGUGACAGAAUAUUCUGGAAAGGAGAAAAUAUUGUACAACUGGGUUACAGAAGUCAUCCAUCAUUGAACAUAAGUGAUCACAAACCAGUAUCAGCUAUAUUCAACUCCUCUAUUAAAAUAAUAGAUGAAGAGAAAUAUAGGAAAGUGUAUGAAGAAGUUAUUAAACAACUGGAUAAAAUGGAAAAUGAGCUGAUUCCCCAAGUGAAAGUUGACAGAACUGAAAUUGAUUUUGAAACUGUAAGGUACUUGGAACUGCAAGUUCGGACAAUCACUAUCAAAAAUGUUGGUAAGCUUCCUGUAGAGUUCGAGUUCAUCAAGAAACUGGAUGAAACUAGCUUCUGCAAGGAAUGGCUCAUAGUUGAACCAUACAAGAAAUGUAUUUGUGCUGAAGAAACAUGUGAAAUCCAACUUAAGGUCCUAAUAAACAAAACAUCUGCUUGCAAGAUGAAUGCAGGAACAGACAAACUGUAUGAUAUUCUUGUACUGCAUUUGUAUGGAGGCAAAGAUAUUUUCAUAACCAUUAAUGGCACAUACCAAAGAAGUUGUUUUGGAUGUUCUAUAGAGGUUUUAGUGAACCUCAAUAUGCCGAUAAAAGAGGUACCUGUAGGAAAAUUAAUUGAGCUUGAAAAUAAAAGGGAUUCAUGUGUAGCCAACCAGUGCACAUACUCUAUCCCCAAAGAGAUUUGGUUCCUGGUUGAUCACAUUUACCUACAUGGUUUGAAAGAACCCAACUUGUUUGAGCAACCAGGAUUUCAUUCUGAAGUGUUACAGAUUCGUGACUGGCUGGACAGUGGCUCCAUAGACCCAAUACCUGGGAGUAUCCACUCAGUGGCUGAAGCAUUAUUGUUACUGCUCGAGAGUACUGCUGAUCCAAUCAUUCCUUACAAUCUUCAGUCAGUAUGUUUGAGGGCAUCCGCCAAUUACUUGCAAUGCAAACAAAUUAUAAUGGAGCUUCCAGAAUUUAGAAAGAAUGUUUUCUUAUAUUUGUGUGAGUUCUUACAAGAAGCUUUGCAGCACAGUGCUGAAAAUGGUCUUGACUCGAAAACUCUAUCGACGUUAUUUGGCGCCAUUUUCCUCAGGGAUAAUCCGAACCAAACACAGGAACCACAGUCAAGGAUAAAUAGACAAGUGAUAGAUAAGAAAAAGGCACAGUUUGUAUACCACUUUUUGGUUAAUGACCAUAGUGAUUUAAUAUUUUCUAGAUAAAUAAAUUAAUUGUUGCAUCAUUGUAAAACUCUAGUGGGAAAAUAGAACACUAUUAAUGCAGCAAUAAUUCCAUCAAUGCAUUUUGCCCCAUCAAAUUGUUCUGUUUUUCCAUUGCUGUUUAGUACGCGUGUCGUACGCAUUAUAUUUAUUAGUAUAAUACUCACAUAUUUCCAUUAGUAACCCUAGGAAAUAAAUUAAUAAUAACAUAAUUAUGAGACUGCUUUGUUGCAAACUCUUAUUGGAUUCUUUUUUAUGUUAUGGAAUUGUAGCCUGAAUGGAAAUGGCUCACACUAUGUAACGUGCAGUAUGCCCAUCACGUGUAACAAUCACGAUAUUAUAAUUAUAUUAUAUCUACGUAAAAAGUCUCGAAGUUAUACAUUUUACGCUUAUUCCUUAUAGUUAAUGUGAAUCUUCGUUCGCAUUUAUCCAUGUAAUGUUUCGGCCCAUUGUUUUCUGCUAAUUCCAUUUGUAAUCGACGGUUCGUGCUAAAUGACGUAGUCAGUUACGUUACAUCAUGUGACAAAAUUAACUUUUGUGCAUUUUCAUACUUUGUAUAAUAAUGUUGUUAAUUGUUUCCAGAUUUUAUUUAUAGUAAAUUGGGGGAUAUGGUAGGUCCGAAAUUGCACUUUAUAAUCUAUCUAUAUGUCAUUAAUAUUUUCUCAUUAUCUCGUUAUAAACUUGGCGACAAUAACACGCCAAAUGCAGCAGAGGCGCCGUUGUGUCUGACUGCCAUAGACUUUAUCUAAUUAACAAUGAUAAGUUGGGCAGAGUUGCGUGGGCGACAUCCCCUGGUACUUAGUCGGUUUAAGCUCUCUCACAAGGCCAUUCGUUACUGUAUUUUCUUGGAGACUUGAUUUAAGAAUAUUUCUGUAUAAUUUAUGACCCCAAUAAAAUCAACGGUCACCAAAAUCUUAAUUACUUAUUAAUCGAUGUAAACAGAGGAAAAUAUGCCAAAAUAUUCAUUCGAUAAGGUAAAAAUAGGUACUAUAUUUUAUUUUUAAAACUUUAAGUUUACCGUAAACGAUGUAUUAUAAUUAUUAUGUUUAAUUAUAAUGGAUUUAAUUCGCAUUAAAGUUCUACGAAAAAUACGAAGGCUCUUAGACUACCGAGCCUUUAAUAACGCUAAUUGGCUAGUUUCCUAGAUUUAAAAUAAAUUGUUUCAACUUUUGAAUGCAAUAAAUAAUUAAAAA